Molecule: messenger RNA, 2295 nt
Organism: Macaca mulatta (Rhesus monkey)
Lineage: Eukaryota; Metazoa; Chordata; Mammalia; Primates; Cercopithecidae
Gene: C4BPA
Product: complement component 4 binding protein alpha
Source: RefSeq, a predicted model, not a curated record
UCUAUUUCCAUCCAGCCAUCCCUGACCAGCCAACUGUAUGGUUGACAUUCAGGGACUUUUUGGUGGAGCAAUUACCAAUCAACUUCAGGGUAUUAUGAUAAACUCUGAUCUGGGCAGGAACCAGGACUACAUAGAUCAAAUCAGUUUUCUUCUUUGAGAAACUAUCCAAGAUAUCAUCACAGAGUCUUCUGCUCUUCCUUAACUACCAAAGCAGAAAAAAUCAGCGAAGCAGAAGGCCAUGUGCCCCUCAAGAACUCCAUCUGGGGCUCUUCAUAGAAAAGGGAAAAUGGCAGCCUGGCCCUUCUCCAGGCUGUGGAAAGUCUCUGAUCCAAUUCUCUUCCAAAUGACCUUGGUCGCUGCUCUGUUGCCUGCUAUUCUUGGCAAUUGUGAUCCUCCACCCACUUUAUCGUUUGCUGCCCCAGUGAAUAUUACUACGUUGACUGAGACACACUUUGAAACUGGAACUACUCUGAAAUACACAUGCCGCCCUGGCUAUGCCAGAUCCCAUUCCGAUCAGAUGCUUACCUGUAAUUCUGAUGGCCAAUGGACGUAUACUACCUUCUGUGUCCACAAACGAUGCAGCAACCCAGGAGAUUUACCUAAUGGGCAUGUGGAGAUUAAGACAGAUUUACUUUUUGGAUCAGAAAUAGAAUUUAGCUGUUCAGAAGGAUUUGUCUUAAUUGGCUCAACCACUAGUCAUUGUGAAGUACAAGAUAGAGGAGUUGGCUGGAGUCAUCCUCUCCCACAGUGUGAAAUUGUCAAGUGUGAACCCCCUCCAGACAUCAGGAAUGGAAGGCACAGCGGUGAAGAAGAUUUCUACACAUAUGGCUUUUCUGUCACCUACAGCUGUGACUCCCGCUUCUCACUCUUGGGCCAUGCCUCCAUUUCCUGCACUGUGGAGAAUAAAACAACAGGUGUUUGGAGACCAAGUCCUCCUACCUGUGAAAAAAUCACCUGUCACAAGCCAGAUGUUUCACAUGGGGAAAUUGUCUCUGGAUUUGGACCCAUCUAUAAUUACAAAGACGCUAUUGUGUUUAACUGCCAAAAAGGUUUUGCUCUCACAGGCAGCAGUGUAAUUCAUUGUGGUGCUGAUAGCAAAUGGGAUCCUUCUCCUCCUGCUUGUGAGCCCACAGGUAGUUGUACUAACUUACCAGACAUUCCACAUGCUUCCUGGGAAACAUAUCCUAGGCCGAAAAAAGAGGAUGUGUAUGUUGUUGGGACUAUAUUAAGGUACCGCUGUCAUCCUGGCUACAAACCCACUACAGAUGCACCGACGACUUUGAUUUGUCAGAAAAAUUUGAGAUGGACCCCAUAUCAAGGAUGUGAGGCGUUAUGUUGCCCUGAACCAAAGCUAGAUAGUGCUCAAAUCACUCAACACAGGAAAAAUCGUCCUGCCAAUCACUGUGUUUAUUUCUAUGGAGAUGAGAUUUCAUUUUCGUGUCAUGGGAUCAGAAGAUUUUCAGCUACAUGCCAAGCAGAUGGCACAUGGAGUCCCCGAACACCAUCAUGUGGAGACAAUUGCAAUUUUCCUCCUAAAAUUGCCCAUGGGCAUUAUAAACAAGCUAGUGUAUACAGUUUUUUCAAAGAAGAGAUUAUAUAUGAAUGUGAUAAAGGCUACGUUCUGGUUGGACAGGCGACACUCUCCUGCAGUAAUUCACGCUGGUCAGCUCCAGCCCCUCGAUGUAAAGCUCUGUGUCUGAAACCAGAAUUAGUGAACGGAAGGUUGUCUGUGGAUAAGAAUCAGUAUGUUGAGCCUGAAAAUGUCACCGUCCAAUGUGAUUCUGGCUAUGGUAUCGUUGGUCCCAAAAGCAUCACUUGCUCUGAGAACAGAACCUGGUACCCAGAGGUGCCCAGGUGUGAGUGGGAGACCCCUGAAGGCUGUGAACAAGUGCUCGCAGGCAAAAGACUCAUGCAGUGUCUUCCAAACCCAGAGGAUGUGAAAAUGGCCCUGGAGGUGUAUAAGCUGUCUCUGGAAAUUGAACAACUGGAACUACAGAGAGACAGGGCAAGACAAUCCACUUUGGAUAAAGAACUAUAAUUUUUCUCAAAAGAAGGAGGAAAAGGUGCCUUGCUGGCUUGCCUCUUGCAAAUCAAUACAGAUCAGUUUAGCAAAUCUACUGUCAAUUUGGCAGUGAUAUUCAUCAUAAUAAAUAUCUAGAAAUGAUAAUUUGCUAAAGUUUGGUGCUUUGAGAUUGUGAAAUUAUUAAUCAUUCUGUGUGUGGCUUAUAUUUUUGCUUUUCAAGACACAAAGCACAAUUUUUUUUCUCAAUUAAAAAUGUACAUUAUAAAAAACUA